AGGGGAUUGGCGGAGAGCGCCAGGGAGAGAAUGUGACAAGUGCCCGCUCGGCGGCCGCCGGGGGAGGCCGCGCGCACCUGUCCCUGCCCGUCUCGCGCCGCCCGCGGCCGCUCGGACGCGCGCAGAGCCGCCCCCCGCCCGUGCGCCCCCGCCGCCGCGUGCGCCCAAGAACAUGACUUCUGCCUUCAAGCUGGAUUUCCUCCCGGACAUGAUGGUCGAGGGCCGCCUCCUCGUUCCCGACAGAAUUAACGGCACAGCCAACAAGAUGAACGGAGCUUUGGAUCACUCAGACCAGCCAGACCCAGAUGCCAUUAAGAUGUUUGUCGGACAGAUCCCCAGGUCAUGGUCAGAAAAGGAGCUGAAAGAACUUUUUGAGCCUUACGGAGCCGUCUACCAGAUCAACGUCCUCCGGGACCGGAGUCAGAACCCUCCCCAGAGUAAAGGUUGUUGUUUCGUAACAUUUUAUACAAGAAAAGCUGCACUUGAGGCCCAGAAUGCACUGCACAAUAUUAAAACUUUACCUGGGAUGCAUCAUCCCAUUCAGAUGAAACCUGCAGAUAGUGAAAAAUCAAACGCUGUUGAAGACAGAAAAUUGUUCAUAGGAAUGGUUUCGAAGAAGUGUAAUGAGAAUGAUAUCAGGGUGAUGUUUUCUCCGUUUGGCCAGAUAGAAGAAUGCCGGAUUCUCCGGGGACCCGACGGGCUGAGUCGAGGCUGUGCGUUUGUCACAUUUUCUACAAGGGCAAUGGCACAGAAUGCAAUCAAAGCCAUGCAUCAGUCUCAGACCAUGGAGGGCUGCUCUUCACCUAUCGUGGUGAAGUUUGCUGACACUCAGAAGGACAAAGAGCAAAGGCGUCUGCAACAGCAGCUUGCGCAACAGAUGCAACAGCUCAACACUGCCACCUGGGGGAACCUGACGGGUCUGGGCGGACUCACUCCGCAGUACCUGGCGCUUCUGCAGCAGGCCACCUCCUCCAGCAACCUGGGUGCAUUCAGUGGCAUUCAGCAAAUGGCUGGCAUGAAUGCUUUACAGUUACAGAAUCUGGCGACGCUGGCUGCUGCUGCAGCCGCAGCCCAGACCUCAGCCACCAGCACCAACGCAAACCCUCUCUCUACCACAAGCAGCGCCUUGGGAGCUCUCACGAGUCCCGUGGCUGCUUCAACCCCUAACUCCACUGCUGGUGCAGCCAUGAAUUCUCUGACCUCUCUUGGGACUCUGCAAGGAUUGGCUGGAGCCACUGUUGGACUGAAUAAUAUUAAUGCACUAGCAGUUGCUCAAAUGCUCUCAGGUAUGGCGGCUCUCAACGGAGGACUUGGCGCCACAGGCUUGACGAAUGGCACGGCUGGCACCAUGGACGCCCUCACCCAGGCCUACUCAGGAAUUCAGCAGUAUGCGGCAGCCGCACUGCCCACUCUGUACAGCCAGAGCUUGCUGCAACAGCAGAGUGCUGCGGGUAGCCAGAAGGAAGGUCCAGAGGGGGCAAACCUCUUUAUUUACCAUCUUCCACAGGAGUUUGGAGACCAGGACAUUCUGCAGAUGUUCAUGCCUUUUGGAAAUGUUAUCUCUGCUAAAGUCUUCAUUGACAAACAGACCAAUCUGAGCAAGUGCUUUGGUUUUGUUAGCUACGACAAUCCAGUCUCGGCACAAGCUGCUAUACAAGCUAUGAAUGGCUUUCAGAUCGGCAUGAAACGCUUGAAGGUGCAGCUGAAGCGCUCCAAAAACGACAGCAAACCUUACUGAUCCUAACCCCAGAGGCUCCCUGCUCUUAUUUUAGCUUUCUUAGGGUAAGUCCCACAAGCCAGCCUGUUCCCAACAGGGAAGGCAGAGAGGAGGAGGACCACAUGUGGCCAAGUUUGACCAAGAGAGAGACUUAUUUUUUACAAUAAGGCCUCCAUUUCCCCCACCCAUUUCCCCCUGGCCCAGUUUGCCAUAAUUAAAACUCGGGCUAUCUUGUUUCUAUUGAGUAAAAUUCCUCCUUCAGUUGUGCCACUGUAUUAUCAUUUGUUUUGCAAUUUGAAUCUCCUUUUAGCUUUUCUAAAUUUUUUUUCAUUUUUUUUUAAGAAAAACAUACACACAUAGAUAUAUGCCAUCUUGAGAAUUUAAAAUGCUAACGUGCAAUUCUAACUCUGAAACCACUGGUGCCCCAAGAGCACUGCCUGGAGAACUCGCCCCUCCUUGCCUGGCGUCCGCCCCUCCACGGGCCCCAGCACCUAGGGGUUCCUUUGGUGGCCUAGUGAGAGGGAGAAGCCAGGAGAAGCACUUACUCAAAACACCACAAAACGUCUUUCCACUACAUCGGUUUGUUUUAAUGGGUAGGAUUUUAUUUUAGGGUUCAAAGAAACAUGAGCAUUUACUGGUGAGAUUAUUACACUGGUUGUCAAUUUUGUUGUUUUAUUUUAGUUUUUAGAAAGGAUUAAUGUAAAAAAAGAUUUAGAGAUCUGUUUCUUAAAGCUACAGGGUUUAAAAAUAAAAUAAAAAUGAGUGAAAAUACUUGAUGUUUCUUGAAAGAUAAAUUUAAUAAUAAUAAAUAAAUACAUAAAUACAUAAAUAAAAAGAAAGCCACAGGCCUGUAAAUUUUAUUUGUAAAAAAAGCAUUUCUAUUUUUAUACAAAAUUUUUACUGCCUCAGAAAUAAUGGAAGUUAUUUAUUUCCUAUUGUUAACUUAUUGGGUACCUAAAGAGCAGUUCUCUGUCUAGCUAGAACCUUCUGAAGUAGUCUCUAGAGGAAUUGUUCUAGGAAUGGGCUUUUUUUCACCGUUGAACCCUAGACCUAAAAGUUCAUGCUUUAUCCUCUCGUUGUUUGUAUCUGUCUCGAUUAUUUCGUUCGUAACUUCCAUGAUCUAGUUUACAGUUUGGUCGUCUGACUCUCCCCCACCUCCAUGUCACCUUCGUUGAAACUGGACCCUCUCCCCUGUCCCUUGCCAGUCCCUCACCCCAAACCACCUGGAAUCCAUCCCCACUCACUCUCCAGAUGGAUUCUCUUGGGGUUUCAUUGUGCUGUGGAUAAAGAGUGUAAGAAAUGCAAAUUACGCGAAUGGCUCCUAGAUUCCCUAAUGACCUGAGAUUUGCAUUAGUUUUUCUCCUGCACCCUUGAAAGUGAUUUUGUUGCUGCUGCAUAGAUUCUGUGUAACUUUUUACUCUUCCUUGUUUUUUCCCUAGACAUCUUCAUGCCCGUUAGUUCAUCGUUUGCCUAGCAUGUCCCUGUGGCGUCUCAAAAAAAAAAAAGUUUCAUCGUCCCGUCAUUGUUUCUGAUGUCUUUCUGACCUCACAUCAUAUUUGGUUCUCCUACUGACCUUUGAUCUAGUUUGACCUUUGAAAUUUGCAUGUGACCUCAUCUAGCUAUGAAUUCUGGGAAGUCAAUGUGAAAAACAUUGCUGCAUUCAUGCAAGACUGAAAUUUAUUAUUAGACAAAUUAAUUAUAGAAAAAAAAAACCUGUGGCAAAAAUGUUUCUUUCGUACUUUUUUUUUUUCUUUUCAUAAAACAGACUUGAAAGUAUUAUACAGGGAUUGGCAUUCUUCCCGGUCACUGGUAACAAUAGCAAUAUGUGUCCAGGGACACAGAAUGUUGGUUUCUAACAGACUACUUCCAAAAACAGUUUGAGAAAAAAAACUGUCUGAUUUUAAGUCUCUAGAGGUCUGUAAUAGUUUUUACAUUUUUCAGGCAGUGUAAAGUUUUUUGAUAAGGCCAUUUUAGGUGGCUCACUUUCUCAUUAAGAUAUAUAUAUAGAUCCACUUUUUGUAGAUUAGUAUAAGAAAAAUAUUUACCCUGUUUUGGGGCAAAUGCUACCUAUUUGUGUCACCUUUUGCUGAACUGACUCACAGUUAGACAAUCCAUGGUUUAAUGCACAUGAAAUUACCUAUAUUUUAUACUGUUUCAAUGUACAGGAGAAAGGUUACUGUAAACUGUGUUCUGUUGGUGCUUCUGUGAAUUAAGUUGUGGUUUCAUCAUGAGUCUUAUGGUCUUAAUGUUCUCUGUUGAUAAGACAAGUUUAGAAUUGGUUUACUUAAAACAAAAAAAAAAGAAUUUCAAAAAAAAAAAAGUUGUUUGCUUAAAAAAAAAUUUCAUGUGAGGGAAAAAAAAAAACUAUUCCAGAAAUAAGUUUUGUGUUGGCUUGUGAAGCAUCGAUGUCAUUUUUUUUUAUCGUGGACUAUUUAGACGUGUUUGUGUUCAGCAAAAUGUGAUCUGUUUUUUUUUUCUUUUAAAGAAAAAAAGUGAAAAUAUAUAGUGCCAAAUUCCAAAGGUACUUCCUUCCUAGAGCUUCAGUGUGUUUCUUGUGAGAAGUAAUUUGAUAACAUGGGUAUUUUAUUAUGUGUUUUGUAUAAAUCCCUAAUAUUUAAAAAAAAAAGGUUAAAAAGUUUGUUAACUUGCUAUCCUGUGGUCUUGUUGCCUGAAAUUGUUAUUGUUUGUUAUUUCUCUAUGAUGUUUUUUGUAAGACAUUGUAUAAGUGCCCAUGUCUCACUUUUUUAACCACUCUGCACAUCAAUGCUGUGAAGGCAACCUCACAAUGUAUUUUCUUCAUAAUCUAUGGAAACCUCUAAGGUGAGAAAGUUUUGAACUUCUAACCCUUUCUACCCAGAGCUAUCUGGAAUGUUGAUACUUUUUUAUACUGUCAUCAUCUGAAUUUGUUUUGGGGUGUUUCUAAUUUGGAUUUUGGUUUACGCAUGUUUCUAUCAUAAAGGGUUUUUUGUUUCCCCUUUGGCUGAGACCCAAGUGGGAAAAAAACUCGUAAGGCAAAUCUGAAGGGGAAAAAUAAUACUCCCCAAUACUAUCUUCUUUUUUUAACUUUGGGUCAUUUCUGGUCAUUUUAAAAGAAAGAAUUCCUAACGUGCUGCUGGAAUGCCUGCUUCAUUUCAAUUUUAAAAAAAAAGUUUGCUAGAUAUACCCUCCUAGGGGAGGCUGAGGCAGCGCCAUCACCUCAGUGCAUCCCGAAAACGCUGCGUGCUUUUCAGAUUGGGGUAAGUGCUAUGCUGUGGUCCAGAAUAACUUCAAGCAUCUUGCAGUUAAAUGUGAUGGGAGAGUCUUUUGCAGGAUUUUGCUUUUGCUACUUAAAUACUCCUAAUCAGCCAUGGAGUCUGGGACCCCAGUGGAUACUGCCAUAUUAAGCAAGGUGUCUGGAGCUAGUAGCCAACUAGUCUUUCCUUAUCUUUAAAAACAAAAAAUAAAAAAAAAAAGGACGCAUUUGAAGGGGUGUGAUGUAGAGGUAAAGCUCAGUUUUGCAUCACAGUUACUGACCAGACACUGAGAAAUAGUUCCUGCUGCCGCUUUGUCAAGUGCCAUACCACUCCACCUUCCGUGAACAGAGGAACCCUUGACGUCACAGCUGCAGCCACCACAGCCCCUGGGGCACUCUGCAAGUUUCUUGUUCUUAGCUCCCUUGCCUUCCCCCACAUCCCAGUCACCACCACCCCGUUUGGUUCUGUGUGUGUGUGUGGAUGCGAUAGCCCUGGGAUGGAAAGGACUAGCCUCUAAUGAUGCAAAAAAUAAUAAUAAAUUAAAAAAAAAAAAACACAAGAGUUUCCUUCUUAUAGCACAUGCACUUACAGUGAAAUGAAUUGUAUUAUCCUCACACGUGUUUACUACUGCUGGGGCCUUCCUUCAUCCUCUGAGGGCUAUUUUGUACUUCCUGCAGCACUCAGCUUACGAACAAAAAUUACCGCACACGGCUCUCUCCGAAGUAUUAUAUGGUGGUGUGUAGAUACAUCUGUAGAAAGACAAGAGGGUACUGUUGGAAAUUAAUAGGCCGUUUCCUUCAGAAUACCUUCAUGUACCAACCACAUCAACUUUAGAGUGUUUUGAGUUCUUCACCAAAACCAGCUGCCCUGCUCAUGCCCUCUUCCUUAUAAAACACCUGCACCUCCCCGGAGGAACAAUGACAGGCCGCCAACAGGGGGCGCCAGGCGGGCACUAGGAGUAUUUUCUAUUUUGCUGAAAAAACAAGACAGUACAUCUAGGGGGGAAAGACUUUUUUCUUUCUUUUUUUUUUUUUUUUGUGCAUACUACAUUGUGAAAAAUAUGACCUUCCUCUAAGACAAACUGUCCUCUGAGCUUGCUGUUCACUUUAUCUUCUGAUAUAAAAAGGAAAAAGCUGUAAGGGUGCAAAGGGCCUGUGCCAGAAGAAACACACACAGGGAAACUUUUUUUUUAAAUCAAGUGUAGAGAAUAGUCAUUUUUUAAACUAAAUUAGAAAAUUGUGAUAAAAUGGCAGUCAUCAAAGGUGUGACGAGUUCAUCUUUCUUUCACCAUAGGGGUUAUAGUUCUUUGGCUUGUGCUACUCUGGAAUCAUUUUACUGUUUGUUUUUAUUAUCUUCAGUGCUACUUAAAAAGGAGAAAUAAAACUUAAAAAAAAACUGUAGUUUCAUUACCUUUUUGAAUAAUGUCAUACAAAAAAUGUAUUUGUGUUUUUUUGUGAUGUGAGAAUUGCUGUUUGUAGAUUAAUAUCAUUUUGUUUAGAAUUACAAAAUAGUUUUUAAAUAUUGUCUGAGAAAAGCCAAAGUUAAUGCAACCUAGUGGAAACUGUAAGACCAUUUGAGUAUUGUUUGUUUUAUUGAUGCAUUUGGAUUUUGUUGUUUGAUGGAAUUUGAGCCAAAAAAAAAAAAUCCCACAGGCUUUCCUAUUUCUAUUACUGAUUGUACUUCUGCAUUUUGUACCAGUGGAACUUUUUAUACUGGAGAUUAAAAAAAUGGAAAUUUUUGUGGCUUACUCUUGUGGGCCCCCUGACAAUGACUGACUUCAAGUUUGAUUUCUGGUUGACAGGAAGAAAGUUGCUUUUCUUUUGAGAAUUAAAAACUUUGGCUUGAUUUCUUUUUCUCUUUGCUUAUAUCUAGCAUUUAGAAUUUUGUCUUAAAAUACAGCGGUAAGUUUCACUUUUUAUUCUGUAUUGUGCAGUUACACAAUAAGGUAAUUAGAUUUAGAAGUACUCAGUCACUUUAAGUGGAUAAAUGUAUUAGUUAAACUUUAGGGGUUUGCUUUUUUGCUGUUUAGAUCAAAGUUUUUUCCAAUUCUUCUGUCCUCAUUGUGAACAUAACCGUGUAGUUGAAACAGUCAAACUUAUUUUUGUAAUGUAUGUUAUUGUGUGAUGCAGUUUUUUGCUUCUGUCUCCAAUAUUAAACCAUUUUCCUAAUACUUGUUUCUCUCUCUGCGUGUUGUAUUGUUGGUAGUCAUUAUGUGUUGGUGAUACAUCUACACACUUCACUGUUUCACGUAUCUGUUCUUUUCUCUAUGUUGUGUAAAAAGAUACAGUCGAUUCCACCUAAGUGAAUAUCUGAUUUGGGGGAGGGAAAACGCCCCGCCAGCCACCUUUAAUUUCUGAACCACAGUACACCCUGACCACUAUUCCAAGAGGAAUACACUCCUUCUAUGGUUCACAUCAGUAACUGCCUGCAGAGCUGUUACGACCUUUUGACCACACAGGCUCACUUCACCUUCUCUCCCCCCUCUCUAGUGUGCAUACAUAAUCUGUAGUUCAUAAGGUUUAAAAGCUACUGCCACAUGGCCUUGAGACGAUCUGGGCUCCCCUGUCUACCCAAGGCCACACACCCACAGACGUAGCAUUACAGUCAAACUCCUGGUUAUUAAGGGGGUGAACUCUCAAGGAAAAGAUGUGCAAAGGAUUAAACAAAUCUGUGUGUUGGUACAGAAAAGUUAACUUUUUUCUUGGGGGUUAAUGAAUCAGGAGCAUGUUGAAUGAUUAAAACUAACAGAAGAGCAAAGAAGUAUUUCCAAGUGCUCAAACACUAGCUCUAAUCAGCCUGGAGGGAGGGGUCAAGUUUCUCAAGCCCAAGUCCCCAGUCUGUUGUCCAUUUGUACAUGUGGAAGCUCAGAGUGCCAUAAGCAUCCACACCCUCCCUCCCUCCUGGGUCAACACACUUAAUAAGCCUUGUCUCCAAGUUAUCAACAAAAGACAGCCAUUCCUUACAUGCCCUCUUAAACUGAAGCCACAAGCACUCCUCUUCCUAUCUCCUAAGCUCAGGAAUCUGACUGCUCUUAAAGUGCUCUUAAAAGAUUCCAUCAGUGUUUGCUCCCUGUGUCUCCUCUCUCCUUCCAACCCAGCUAACGCACAAGGCGCUGUCUGACUCAGACCGCCUAGCACCUGGCCGACUUCCUCUGGGGGCCAGUGCCACCCGGCCCUGCUGGUGCUCGGGCUCUGCACCACUCCGGCCCCCAGAUUGUAGUAUAUAGUUGGCUCAAUCACAGAGGGGCCUGGGGCAUGGUGGGAAGGAGGCCCAUGCUGCCGUAGGCCAACACCUCAGUGAUAGUGACUGUACCAGCUCCACACCUGCACAGAUGGGAGCUGGCGUCCUGCUGACACUUCUGCUUUAAAUCUCAUCAUAGCCUUCAUCAGUACGCCUCCAGAAACCCACUGUUUCCAUCAGUGGGGAAACGAUCGCUAAGGGUGUGAUUUUUUUUUUCUUUCUUCCUUUUUAGAGGGAAGGGCUUGGGAGGAAAAGGGAGGGGAAGGGGUGGGAGAAACAGGGUGAUUAAAUUCUUUUCAAGAUGCAAGUGUUUAUUUUUAAGAUACAUAAGUACAUGUAUUUUUUGUUUGUUUUUAGCAUGAGGCAAAAUAUUCCUGCUAAGUAAAGGAAGGGAAAGAUAAAGCCAGUUUUUGUUGUUUUGAACAAGAAACAAAAAUAGUUCUCCAAAGAAGGGAACAAAAAUAGUCGUUCCUUUAAGCACUUGGCCCCUGUCUAAAUUCACACUUCUAAUGUUGAUCUUGUAAAAACACCACUGCAGCCGAGCAAGGUGUGCAUGUUUGCCAGGCACAAAGCACCUGUCAACAUUUUCCUUGCAGAGAAAGCCCCAGGUCUGCCCAGCUCCACAGCAGUCGCCCGCUGUCCAGAGGCUUGGACUCUUAGCUGGCAGGCCAGGAAACGCAGUGAACAUCGAUGUACUGUGAAUCGUUCCUGAUAAGUGAAUAAAAUGUUGUGACCAAACAAUCAGCUUAUUCACUUAUCAGGAAUCGACUGUUCUGCUGAUUUGCUGUUUCUGUUUUUCAUUUUUGUUGUAGUUCACUAUUUUUGCUGUGUUCUGUUCUCUCCUCUCAUGCUUGGGCAGAAUCACUGGGAAUAUUAUCUUCAUGUGACCAUGAAACGUUUAUAUCGAGUGAAAAAAAUGAUAUCUUAACAAAAUCUAUGCACUUGCUAUCAGGAACACAAUACUGGAUGUGUCUUAUAUAUAUUGAACUAUAUAGUACUCGAUUUCUUAAAUAAAGCUUAAGAAAGGACUCUGUUGUGUGUAAAGUUAAUGUGAUUAUUUUUCAAAGCAGUGUUUCUAAGGGGUAUUUCUUGUUCUUUUACGUCUUGAGUGAUACAGGAUAUUUUUCAUUAAAGUUAUAUCGCUGGCUUUAUGACUUAAUAUUCAAUAAAUUGACUUUGGAAACAAAA
This is a messenger RNA of Ochotona curzoniae (black-lipped pika), 9378 nucleotides long. RefSeq names its product CUGBP Elav-like family member 2 (gene CELF2). The coding region runs from base 173 to 1738 and encodes 521 amino acids. The record is from RefSeq and is a predicted model, not a curated record. Lineage: Eukaryota; Metazoa; Chordata; Mammalia; Lagomorpha; Ochotonidae. Gene Ontology annotation, cellular component: cytoplasm; nucleus; ribonucleoprotein complex. Gene Ontology annotation, molecular function: mRNA 3'-UTR binding. Gene Ontology annotation, biological process: mRNA splice site recognition; regulation of alternative mRNA splicing, via spliceosome. The transcript has 13 exons.